AUGCCCCGUUCAAGAGGCAGAGACCUACGGAUAAAAAUUGAGCCAGAACACCUAGGCGAGGCCGAUUCUUCACCUUCAUGUUUGGAAAAAGCGCCAGUCGAGAAGAAGCAGGAAAAGAAGCAGUUCGAGUUCAAUCUACCUUCCAAUCUGCAAUGGAUUCCGGCCAAUUGGAACUGGCCCAAAGUCAAGCCUGUAAUUCGAUGUGCAGUAGCUGCAUGGAUCUCAACGGUUCUGUUCGUUCUUCCGGCGGUGGAAAGAUUCAUGGGACAAGUAAGUUCUGCUUUCAUGUCGCCUCCCAGUGACCCAUUCAUGGCCGUCCUCGAACGGGAGAUACUAAUCAUCACUUUAGUUUCAACAUCCUGGGCCUGGUCAUGUCUUGGUAUCAAGCUAGCAAGCUUAGCUCGCGCUAAGAUCAUUCCGAAUGCUACAUUUGCAAGUGCGGUUACAGGGCAGUAUAUCGAAGCUGCUCCUACCGUCAUUAUUGCCGUUUUUAUCUUCUUCGGCAGUGUAUUCUUCCUCUAUAUCCGUGUACGUCAAGGUCCGGGUCCUUACCUCUUUGCAUGCAUCCUCUCCUGCAUAUGCCUUGAUAUCACCCUGACCACCAGCGUUCUGUUUCCAUACCCCUAUUACCGAAUUGGCCAAGCCGUCCUUAUCCCAUUGGCCUUCCACUCUUGCAUUGCGUUGCUCACAUCCAUCGUCGUGUUUCCACAGACGGUAUCCGCCCAAUUCACAACCCGUCUGCAAGGUGUCCUUACCCCCCUGAUCAAAUCACUGGAACUUCACCGUUCGCUAAAGGAUCUUCCUCCUAAUUCCCCAGAGUUCGCGUCUGCAUCACAGUCUAUUAAAGCUGCCGUCAACCAAGCUGAAGGCGGUCUAAUUCCCCUCGCCGUAUCUGCCCGUCUGCUCCCCAGUGAUCUCAUUUAUGCUCGGUUUGCUCCCACCGAUUUCAAGGCCUUACAGGCCAUCGCGAGACGGAUGGCGGUCCGAGCUAAUGGACUUACCAUCUACUUCUCUUUAAUCGACCCAAUGCGAGAAAGAUUUCCAGCAACGCCAGGCCCAUCCCGGCCUGGUACUCCCGGGACUAUGACACCCGUGCGUCCAUCGAGACAAUCAUCGCCUGAACGAGGCAGUCGCGAAACAGAUACAGAAGAUGGUGCGGAGCCGAUUACAGAACCCGGAACACCCACAGGGUCUAUUUUCACUCGACGAAGUCCCGAUCCUAGCAGAACACACUCUCGUUCUCGCUCCCAUCAUCACCAUCAUCACGGUUUCCAUAAUUUGCUGCGCGACUCACUUCUACAUCUUACGCUGCCCAGGGUACAGAAGAAUGAGCAAGCUGUAGGAGUAUUCGAAUCUCACAGGUACAUGGACCUUGAAGCGACCUUAUUUCACGAUCCUGCAACCGAUGCCUACACCCAGCGAACGACUGAACUGCUUUUGCAAAGCGCGGAUGAGUUACUUGAUGGGUGUCGGGGAGCCGUGACAGCAGUGUCUGAUUGGCUGGGCACCGUGCGCCGGGGUCGAUUGGCGUUCUGGGUCGGCAAGAGUGAGAAGAAAAGAAGAAAGGAAGUGAAACUAGAAGAGCUUCAACAAUUGAGAGACUCUCUGGGCGCGUCUCUUGAGUUGUACCAGUCGAAAAAAAGGCAUGCGGUUCUAGAACCAUUCCGUCCUGUCUUUGAAGGGAAUGGGGAGCAAGAGGUACCCUCGCAUCGAUACUUGUUCCACUGUUAUGUGUAUCAGUAUCAUUUAAUGCGAUUUUCGACGCAAAUAGUAGAAAUGCUCGACGAAAUUAUCCGCCUUGAAAAAGCGCGCCCGGAAAAUCGUAUCUGGACACCCGUUCAGAAAAUCUUCAGCUGGAGUAACUGGAACUUGUCCGAUGUCCACGAUGAUGAAGAAGAUCCUGAAACCGUGCAAGGACUGGAGCCGGCUAUCAUGAAUGACCUUGGUAUAGCGCGGAAGCGGGAUCCCGAUCGACUACCGCCUCAUAAUGCUUUUGAAUGGGCGAUCAAUAAGAUUUAUGGGUUUGUAACGGGUCUGGGAGGCGGAAAUGUACUCUAUGCCAUAAAGGCUGGUAUUUUUACGAUUAUUUUAUGUUUACCGGGGUUCUUGACUUCUUCUGCGCAAUUUGCUUAUUCUAACAGAUUUGUCUGGGGGGUUAUCAUGGGGCAGGUAACCCUGGCACGCUUCAGAGGAGAUACAACAUUUGGCCUGGUUGCGCGUAUAAUCAGUACUUUCUUUGGUGGAUUAGCAGGGGCCGUUAUCUGGUACAUAUCGACUGGUAACGGGCAUGGUAAUGCCUACGGGCUGGCCGCAGUACUAGGAUUUUGUUUUCCUUUCUUCUUCUACGCGAGGCUGUAUUGGCCCGUCCCGCCAAUGACGAAUAUCAUCUUCUUUGUUACUACGAUGUUGGUCGUGGGAUAUUCGUACCAAGAUACAGUUCUCUUACUUCCUGCCAAUCCUGGAUACGGUAUUAAUGUUGCAUGGCGCCGAUUUGUGCUCGUUACAGCCGGCGUUACAGCGGCCUUCUUGUUUUCCUUUCUUCCUCCAUCAACGACCAUCCGCCGGUACCAGCGGACGACACUGGCGACGACUUCUUCGGAACUCGGAGCUAUCUAUUGCUGUAUAGUCUCCUAUGCCAGUACACGGAGAUAUGCAGAUAGCCAACAGGUUAUAACGAGCUUGAUUGCUAUCCGGAGCAAGUUAAACAGAUCAGCUGUUCUAAAGACCAACGUCAUCUAUGAAUAUUCUUUGAGGGGCCGGUGGCCGGCGCAGAGGUAUCACAAGAUUCUGGAGUUACAACUACAGACUGCUUACUGCCUUUCGCAUCUAAUGUCGGUCAUUUCGCACAUGGAUCCUGCCUGGACACGGGCGUUCUUGGCUCGGACACGGUUCCUGGACCCCAAUUUCCAGGGCGACGUGUUAGCUGUUAUUAGCAUGAUAGCUACGUCGCUCUGUACAGGAGAGCCUUUGCCCCAGAUUACGCCCUGUCCGUUAUUAGAUCGGUUCAUGCUGAAGUUCCACGGCUUCAGUGUAAUACACAAAGAAGCUGAAGAGGACUUUGGCUUGCCGAGAACGCUUACAAUGGAGACCCUGCAAAACGAGCAGUACCUGAUGUUUUCGGUAGGGGUGUCGACGGCUUUUGGCAUUGUGUCGAGGUUGGAUAGGUUGAUGGUGGCUGUAAAGGAAAUCGUGGGAGAGCAAUAUCAUGUUCAUGGGGUAAGCACGAUGCUUAUGAAGUCUGGUGUUGAAAUGGGGUCAAGGACCAACACCCUGCAAAUGAGAUCACCGGUAUGA
Guyanagaster necrorhizus is the source of this 3294-nucleotide messenger RNA. RefSeq lists its product as uncharacterized. Lineage: Eukaryota; Fungi; Basidiomycota; Agaricomycetes; Agaricales; Physalacriaceae. Bases 1 to 3294 code for a protein of 1097 amino acids. The transcript is spliced from 16 exons. The record is from RefSeq and is a predicted model, not a curated record.